CGCCGCAGCACCGCGCCCACCCCGGCGCCCCGCAGCAGAGCUGGGGCACGCCAGGCUGCAGACCAGACGAACUAUUCCGACUCAUCGGCUCCUCUCAAUAAUGCUGAGACUAUAUACAAUUCCAAUGAUCAAUCACCUGAGUUUCACAAGAGCUAUCAGUUCCAGGGUGACCAAGGGGCUGAUUCUCCUGCUACGUGCACAAAUGACGAGCCCAAUCAGCCGAGCCCAACAUCUGUCCUCGAAGCAUGCUUCUCACACGGUGCUUCCUCCUUAGGAAGUCCAACUGAAAAGAUCGAGAGUACUGAAUUCUUUAUUUCAAUGGAGAACAAAAUGGAAGAUCUCUUCAAUCUAGAGUCUGAAAUCGUAGAUAUGUCCAUGUCCAUCGACACAAUGAAGACUGAUGAUCACGGCAGCAAUGCAGAAAUACCAUGUGUUCAGAGUUCUCCAGAGCAUGAUUUUGAGUUCCUAGAAGGCAGGCUCCACAGCAUCAGAGAAGCCAUUGCAAAUGCUGAGCUACUUCUGGACAACAGCCUCUUCUGUGGCACACCAUCAAGUCUAUCACUCCAUUCAUUCAUCGUUGAGAUGCUGGAGACCGUUGAGGCCGUCUUUGGCGAUGGAUCAGAGAGCAGCUUCGGCUUCCAGGAAGAAAACAACUUUCAACGCACCAACUUCCUGUUUGACUGCAUCGUCAAGUCGCUGGACUCGAAGUUCCGCGACUUCAGAAAAUGCGGGUACAAGGCUUUGUUGCGAAUGCCUCUCACCAUGAGCAAAGACCUGCUGAAGAGGGAGAUAUCCAAAGAGAUCGGCAGCUGGAGCGAUGUUUCAUCGGACCGUGCUGCGGAGAAGGAGCUGGACCAGGUGGUGGCAGAGAGGUGUGACGGGUGCCGGACCGAGGCGUUCGACAUCAGCAUCGCCAUCGAGGACGACAUACUCGAGGCCCUCGUCGGUGAGUUCGCCUUCGACCAAUGCUGCUGAAAGUGUGGAAGUUUACUGGUUAACAUGGCAUUGGUCAGGCAUGAGUAACACUUUGCAGAUAUGUACUCUAUUUCUCCUCCGAAGAUGUUAUACAGCGUCAUGUAGUAAUAUGGACGCUCCCGCCCCCGGUUAG
Messenger RNA from Triticum dicoccoides, 1108 nucleotides. RefSeq lists its product as uncharacterized. The record is from RefSeq and is a predicted model, not a curated record. Lineage: Eukaryota; Viridiplantae; Streptophyta; Magnoliopsida; Poales; Poaceae. The annotation marks the transcript as partial. The transcript is spliced from 3 exons.